Molecule: messenger RNA, 9277 nt
Organism: Blepharisma stoltei
Lineage: Eukaryota; Ciliophora; Heterotrichea; Heterotrichida; Blepharismidae
Source: the annotation of a GenBank genome assembly
AUGGCCAACUUAUUCAAAGAAAAGCCGCCAACCCUGGAGACUUUAAUUGACCUCGCCUUACAAGAAGAAAGAGAAAAAUAUGAAGCCAACGCACGCAGGACUUUAGAAAUUUUAACAAUCAAAGACAACACAAUCCAAGACCUUCAAAGAAUCAUUGGUGACCAAAGACAUGAAAUAGCUGAGCUUGAGCACCAAUUAGACGACGCACGAGUCCUUCUAUUAAAUACCGAAAAAUCUUUGGAAUCAGCAUACCAGACAAUAGAAGAGCUGAAAACGAACAAUUUUGACAAAGAGCAGCUGUCCCAAAGCCUUAAAAAUGAGCUUGAUAUGCUAAAUGAGAAAUUCCAUAGAACGCUUACUCUCCCCCCAUUUAAUAACGAACACUUGUUUUGUUCGUUAUUAAAUGGGGUCUAACUUAUAAAAUUUUUGGAAAAAAAAUAUAUAUAAAAUUUAUAUUAAAUAUCUAUGAUUGUUUUAUAUAAAAAUUUCAAUUAAAGAGUUAAUAAUAAAAGGAUUCAAAUGAUUGCAACAGAAAGAGAAAGCGCCUAAAUGAAAGCGAAAAGAUAACUAUUGCUAACUCCACCCCUCCGUGAGGAGCGAACAAAACCAUUAGAAAAUCCCUCGCCUUCCGUUAGCGAAUAAAUUUUUUUUUAAUAGAAAAAUUUUUUAUGGAAAAAAAAUUUGAUAUAUAAAUGAUAUACAAAUUGCCCGAGGAUGGCGCUAUUUUGCGCCAUCUUCGGGCAAUUUGUAUAAUUAUUAUAAUGAAAUCUGGAGCUAAUUCUGUUUAAUUUUAAAUAAAUUACGUUUUAAAACAUAAAUUCUACAAAUUCAAUUAAUAUUUGCUUUCCAAUUUUUGCGAAUUAGGAUUUUUUAAAAUUUAGAAAAAAAAAAAUUUUACAAAAAAAAUUAACCCCCUUCGUAAGCGAACAAGAUGUUUUUGCUCGCUCACGGAGCGGGGAGUAAAGCACCAGCUUAAGAUUAAGCUAUUAGCUCUUAUUUAUUAUUCUUUGCUCGAUUAUAUUUGUCCUUAUCUUAUUCUAACUACUUAAAAUUAGUAAACUAUACUAAAUUAGUUUAUAUAAAAAUUUUAUAGUAAAUUUUGUUCGUUAUUUUAAAUGGGGCUAAGGAAAAAUUUUUAGGAAAAAAAAUGACGGUUUUGUUCGUUAUUAAAUGGGGGGGGAGUUAAAGGCAGCGAAGUGCUUGAAAUGAGCGACACCAUUGCUCAGCUGCAGAAAGACCUUGAAAAUGAUAAAAAAGAAGCUGAAACUAAUAUCCAAAAAAUAAAUGACCUCACAAAUAAGUUGAGGAAGGUAGAAGAAGAAGCUCACAAGCUGAAACAGAGGGAGCAGUAUGUGCUGGAACUGAGUGAAAGGCAGUCUUCAAUUAGAGAGGAUAAUGAAAAAGUGAUCCGUGAAAAAGAACAGGUGAUCACUGAAUUGAGGACUAAAGUGUCAACACAGGCUGAACAUAUCGAAGCUUUGCUUGGAAAAUUCUCACAGUCAAGUUACCAUGAUGUGCUCAGCAAGGUCUUGCAGCUUGAAGAAGAAAAUAAAAAUUUAUCAAGGCAGCUAGCUGAAAGCCAGAGAUCAUCAGUUACUUUUAAACAAGAAGAUUUAGAAGGAAGCCCAGAUGGCGAAGUAAGCGUCAAAAAAAUUCAAGACUUGGAAAGUGAAAAUACAAGACUCUAUGAAGAAUUGAAGAUAAGCAGAGACCAUUAUCGUGACCUAGAGAACUCAAUUGCCAAUAAAAAUAAAGAACUUAUCGAGCUGCAAAACCAAUUAAUUGAAAUCCAAAAAUCAAGAUCUCAAGAAAGCUUGACCAGAGCUAGCCCAGACGAAGAGCUAUCCCAGCUUUCUAAUUCUUUAAGAACUGAACAGAUGAAAUCUCAGCAGCUUGAAAGAGAAAACGCAGACCUCAAGCAUAUAGUUUCCUCUCUUGAACAGUCUAAUAAAGAACUCCACCAAGACCUCUCUGGCAUUUUAACCAAAAUUGACGGCACUGAGUCCUACACACAAAAUCUUGCUGCCCAAACUCAGCUAGUUUCCAGACUAAAUGCAAGAAUUACUGCAUUAAAGAACAGAGAAGAGCAAGCAUUACAGCAGCUGGUAAGAGCUGAAGAAGCAAUUAACAAAUUAAAGCAGCAAUUUGAAGAAGAAAGGCAAGCUUGGAAUACCGAAAAAGACUCAAUACUUAAAGCUUCCAAAAAAGCAAAAGUAGUCAAACAUAGCCAAGACACCCAAACUGACGUGAAAAAAGAAGGAUUGGAAUUUGAAUGGGAAGAGUUCGAAAGCAGAAGAUAUGAAAAAAGCAUUGCAGACCUUAAUAAAGAAGUCACACUAUAUCAGAUGAAACAUUAUGAAGUCUUAAAAGACAACCAUGCUCUCAAAGAAAAAUUCAGCCAAAAAGAAAGUCAGCAUGUUGAAGAAAUCAGCAGGCUGCAAAGAGAAAUUAUGCAGCUGGAGAAAAAGAAUGAAAUUUCUGAAGAGCAGCUUGGAGAAGUGAAAAAGUCACUUGAUCAGCUUGGAGUAAAGCUUGAUAAGAUGAAAGAUUCAAGAGAUGAGCUUAAAUCACACUUUGAAGCGCUAGAAAAAACAGCUAAAAGUGAAAUUUCAAAGCUGACUGAAGAAAGAAAUAAAUUGAAAUUAGAACUGGAAGAAAGCGAGCUUAAUGAUAAAAGGAAAACUCAACAAAUUGCGAUUUUAUUUGAAACUAUUGAAGGCAGUGAAGAUAUUGAUAAAAAACUAGUUGAUCUUGCUGGGAAGCUAGGGACUAGCAAAGCUGUAGAAGGCUCAUUGAUAAAACAAAGGUCUGAGCUCAUGACCCAAGUUAUCAAUCUUCAGAAGAAGCUAGAAGAACAAACAAGAAUUGCUAAUAAAGCUUUGGAAAAUGACGAAGAAUCACUGCUCCAAAGAUCUAAAUUAGAAAAAAUCAAUGAAGAGCUUUAUAAGAAGAAUAGCGAACUUAAGCAGCAAUUAGCCUUAAAAGAAUAUGAUAUCCAGGCUUUGCAAACUCAAUAUAAAAGGUCUCAAGACGAUGAAAAAAGCUUACUCCCCCUCCGUGAGCGAACAAAACCAUUAGAAAAAUCCCUAUUUUUUGCCCAAAAAUCCACUCUCACUCUCUGUGAGCGAACAAAAAUUUUACACAUGGGAAAAAAUUUUUGAUAUAUAAGUGAUAAUUAGUAUAAUGAAAUCUCUAGCUAAUUCUGUUUAAUUUUAAACAAAUUGCGUUUUAAAACAUAAAUUUUAUAAAUUUAAUUAUAAUUUGCUUUCCAAUUUUUGCGAAUUAGGAUUUUUUUUAAAUUUUCGAAAAAAAAAUAAAACCCCCCCUCCGUGAGCGAACGAAAUUUUUUUUUCGCUCACGGAGGGGGGAGCUAAAAGAAAAAGUUACCCUGUAUAUACAGCAGCUAAAUGAAAGCCAAAAAAGACAUGCUCAAGUACUAGCUAAAGAACGGCAAGAUUUCAGGGACAAUCUACUCAAGGUUAGAGAUGAAAAGGAGCAAAAAUCAGGCCAAGAGUCUGACAAAUCUCUUGUAUUAGCUAUUAAUCAGCUUUCAAUCUCACUAGGCAACGCAGGAAAAAGGAUUAAUGAGCCUGAAGUUUUUAGCAAAAUCUGCAAGCAGCUACAAAACUUAGUUUUGCUAUGUGACGAAACUAUCCUCAGCAACGGGUCUAAGCUCAGAGAGCUUGAAUUUCUUGUCAAGGCAAAUGUUUACUUCAAAUAUCUAGACUCAAGUACUAUAGAAGCAACCGACAGACUUAUAGACCAAGUCGAGCUGCUUACAAAUGAACUCACGUUUUGGAGAAACCCUUCAAACAUGCCAAACCCCGAAAUCUACCAUUCUAGGAUCAAAGAGCUUGAAAAGUCUAUAAUUGAAAAAGAAGAUAUACUAAAAAAUAUAGAAGAUGAGUCUAUUGAGCUUAAAAGACGAUGCGAAGUUUAUGAUAUCAAGGUCAAAAAGCUUGAAGACAUGCUAAAAAUGAUUGAGUUGAACAAAAAAGCAGUCGAAAGAAGCUGCAUGAACCGCGCUGAAGAAGAAAUAAAAUCCAAGCUUAGAAUCCGUGAUGAAGAAAUCAGAUCUUAUAUAGACUCAUUAUUAAGCAAAGCGUCUUUAGACACUACAGAAGGCAGCCGACUUUUACUUUUAGGCCGCGAAAUUACAGCUCUUAAAAUUCAGCUUGCUGAUUUUCAGUCUCUUUAUGAAGGCUUAUGCCACGAAAGAAAUUCCCUUGAAAUCACAAAUGAAGGCCUAAGCGCACUUAUAGAGGAAUCUGAAAAAAGAGACGUCCCAAUCAAUAUCAAUAUUAUCAAUACUACCAAUACAAGGAACUUACUUGAACAGAAACAAGCAGAAAUUUUCAAGCUGAAAGAAGCUUUUGAAACCAGAAAAGAAGAAAAUUCGUAUCUUCAGCAAAAAGUUGCAAGACUUGAAAAGGAGCUUGCUGCAUUGAGGAAUUUAAGAGCACAACAAAGCGAAAGCGAGGGGCCAAAGGAACAAGAACUGAGGAAAGAAAUCAGUGAAUUAAAAGAAGCGCAAAGAGUAGAGUUGGAAAACAUUAAAACUAAUUGUGAAAUUGAAAUCAAGAGGAAUAAAGAAGAACUGGAUUUAGAGUAUGCUAGGAAAUGUGAAAAAUUUACAGAUGGGAAUUAUCCUGGAUAUUUCAAGCAGCAGAAUGAACAGAUGCUGAUGGAUAUUGAUGAUUUGUUAAAAGAAAACCAAAGGCUUCAUGAUGAAAAUCUGCAGUUCACUACAAAAUUCCAAGUGCUGACGAACCAAAAUUCAAAACUUAAAGAAGAGUUAGAUGCAAGAAACCAAAUUAUGAAUGACCUACAAGCAGGACUUGGCAUUGAAACUGAAAAAAGCCAGUCUCAGCCUGCCAAAAAAGGAAAGAAAGGCUCUUUAACAUUAGAAAAACCUUCAAGGCCUUCUGGGUUUGCACCACAAAGACUUAUCCGAGCUUUAGUGGUCGCCAAAAUGGGCGAAUCCGAUGCUUGUAGAAAGCUCAGAACUUCUGGCAAAGCUUUAGCUGAUCUUCGCGAAAACUUAAUUAAAAAAGAAGAAUCAGUCAGAACUUAUGAAGCAAGAAUCAAAGGCCUGAAGCGAUAUAUGGCAAUCCAAAAAGUCCCAGAACCAAGCGACGAAUAUUUCCAUGAAGAGGAAGAAGAGCAUCCUUCUAUUGUUUCCCUAAAAAGAAGGAUCAGAGAAGUGGAAAUAGAAAACUCAGAACUCAGACUAAGUGAAGCUAAUGCCUGGGGACAGUACAUGCCUAUUUCGAAUUUGUGGCACCAAGAAGAUAAUGUAAGAGAAGACGACUAUGGCUACCUUAUUGAAGGGGUUAUUUAUUUAAUAGACCAGCUCUGCGAAUCUGAUAGGGAUUCUCAGUCUUCAGUUUGUGGAUCUAUAGAUGGGAAAAAAUCACCAACAAUUGAGCAAUGCCAAAGAAUUGUUAUAAAAGCCCUCACGAAAGGAAUGAAUAAACUUAUGAGAGGAGAUGAAAGCUUGAAAUCUUUAGUAGAAUUCCAGCCUUCAAAAGAAGAAGAUAGGCAGCUAUGGUAUGUCGAACUGUUGGAAACACAAUUGAAUAUUGCACAUAAUACAAUAAGAAACCUUGUAGAGUUCACCAACCGAAUUUCAGUCGAAAUCACAGGAAAUAUGACAAGCAGCGCACAGUAUAAAGGUGCAGCAAUGGACUUAGCGAAGUCUACAAAAGAGACUGCUCAAGAACUAGACAUUUUGAAACAAGCCUGCAUUUUAAUUAGAAGCGAUCUUGAAGAAGUAAGAGGAAUUGGAGAAAAUAUCCAAGGAAAAGAUGAUAACCUUUAUAAAGAAAGAGCCAUUCUUGCUGAAGGGAUGAAAAAGAAACUAGAAGAAGAGCUGCUUAAAACGAAAUUAGAACAUUCUUAUGAAACCAGUGAAAUGAAUGAUCAAAUUAAUCAAUUAAAAGCUGAAAGCAAAGAUAUUGCUGAGAAGUUUGAAGAAGUGCUAGAAGAAAAUAGGAAGCUAGAUACUGCUUUGAAUGAAACUAAGAAACAAUAUAACAAGCUUGAAAUUGAAUAUGAUAAGGUAGCUCAAAAUAAUGAAAAAUUAGGAAAGGAGAUUGAAAAUAUGGGAGAGCUGAGAGAAACUACUGGCAAAAAGGUUGAAAAAGUCCAAAAUGAUAUGAGACAAUGGCAAACUGAGCAUCAAGAAACCUUAAUUUCUAAAGAUAAACUUGUUGCAGAGCUACAAAAGCAAGUAAAGAUGCUACAAGAUGAAAAAAAUAAGCAUGCUUCUGAAAAUACAGUUUUAAAGAAAAAAAAUAGAGAACUACGAAACGAUAUAGACGAGUUAAGAGAAGCCAAAGGUGAGCCAGAAGAGCUUAAAAUGCUUAAAAUCAAAAUAAACGCACUUAAAGACGACUUAAAGUUCGAAAUGGAAAGAAACAAGCGCGAAAAAGAAGCCCAAGAAAACAAAAUCACCCAGCUUGAAGAAUACGUAAACUACUACAAAUCCCAAGAAGAAGCCAAAAAGAAAGAAAAAAGAAGCAAAAGUGUAGGCAGGCCUCCAAAAGAAAAAGCAGAAAAAGCCAUCAAAGAAGAAGAAAAAGAGCUAAUGGAGCACACUUAUACCAUCCAAAUAAUGAAUUUAAAGCAAGCUUAUGAGUCUCAAAUUCAAAAUUUAAAUACCCAAAUGCUUGCCCUCCACUCUACAUUAAGAGAAAAACUAACUGUUUUAGAUGAUGAAAUCAGAAAGAGAAUUGAGUCAGAAAACAAGUUCAGAGAAUUUUAUGAAGGCCAAGCAGACUCUGAUAAAAGGAUUGGGCAGCUUGAAGAAGAGUGAAAAGAAGAAGUAAGAAAAUUAGAAAUGGCCUUAGCAAGAACUCAAGAUGAGCUUAAAUUAGUCAAAGAUGACAGAGAUAAGCUUUUACAGAGAUUUGAUGAAAAAGCAAGCACUGCUGAAGGAAUGGCAGAAUAUAUAAAGAAAAUUGACCAAGACCGCAGAUCAAUGGAACAAGAAUUUAAGGGCGAAAUUUUCAAAUUAAACCAAAAAAUCCAAGAAUCAGCUACAAAGGUAAAUGAAUUUAAAUCUCUUAAUGGUGAUCUUAACUCCCCCCCCCCCCCCCGUGAGCGAACAAAACCAUUAGAAAAAUCGCCAUUUUUUGACCAAAAACCCACCCUCCGUGAGUGAACAAAAAUAUUUUUAAUAGAAAAAAUUUUAAUGGGAAAAAAAUUUUGAUAUAUAAGUGAUAAUUAGUAUAAUGAAAUCUAGAGCUAAUUCUGUUUAAUUUUAAACAAAUUGCGUUUUAAAACAUAAAUUUUGCAAAUUAAAUUAAAUAUUUGCUUCCCAAUUUUUGCAAAUUAGGAUUUUUUUAAAUUUCGAAAAAAAUAUUUUUUAUAAAAUUUAUAUAUAAAUUUUUUUUAAAAAAAAAAUUAACCCCCCCUCCGUGAGCGAACAAAAUUUUUUUGUUCGCUCACGGAGGAGGGGGGGGGGAGUAAGGAAAAACUAAAUACUGCAGAAAAGCAAAAAGAAGAGCUGUACUCACAAAUUAAAGAGCUUGAGCAUUAUUGGGAAAACGCAACCCCUAAGCUUGAAGAAGCUGAAAAAACCAAAGCUCAACAAAAAACCAAAAUAAAAGACUAUGAAAACCGAAUAAGAGAGCUUGAAAUAGAAAAAGAAGAAAUCGAAAAGCAAUACCUCGAAAAAGUUGACGAAAUCCGAGGAGAAAUUAAAAAUGCAUAUGCAGAGUUCGAUAAAACUGUAGAAAAAUACGAAGGACAAAUUUCAAGCCUCAAGGAACAAAUUUCAUUAGAACUUAAAAACAGAAAAGGUGCCAAAAAAGCUUCUGAAACUAUUGACUAUAUGAUGCAGAUUUCCAAAAAAGACGCAGUCAUAAGAUCACUAAAAACUGAGCUAAAAUCUAUUAAGCCUAAAAAAGAUAAAAAGCAGCCUAAGUCUGUCCCAGAAGAGCAGCAAAAUGAAGUUGUACUUUUAGAAAGCCAAAUUUAUAAGCUAAAAGCCAUUAUAAGAAACCUCGAAUCACAAUUAGCAGGAGUCAAAGAAGAAGCACAAAAACUCAGAGUCGAGCUUGAUAUGAACAUAGAAAUGCAUGAACAAAAUCGUGAUAAAGACCAAACAAACCGAAAAGAGCUGCAGGAAUUAGAAAGAAGACACAGGUUUGAAAUGCAAAGACUUGCUGAAGAAGUAAAUAGAAUCAGAGAAAGAUGGCACUCCCCAGAAGACUGGAACCAAUUAGUGAACACAAAUAAAGAACUUGAGCUCGCUUUAAAGAGGGUUUCUGACGAACUUAAUCGAAAAAGAGACUUAUUAGAGAACUAUAAAUCUAUUAAGGACCAGCAAGAAAACGAAACAAAUGCUAUGCAAGACGAAAUUGAACAAAUUAAAGAUAUUUCUGAAAAACUCAAAAGAAUGAAAAAUGAGCUCGGCAGAAAAGAUAAGGCGAUCUAUGAGAUGAAAAAUGCAUUAGAACAGUCCAGAGAAAGCGAAAAAAGGCUAAAUGAUGAUAACAUUGUAAUGGCUGAAAAACUGAGGAGCUUCAAAAAUGAUUUGGCUAGAAAAGAUGCAAUGAUAAAAGAUCUGAAAUCCAGGCUAGAUUCCUAUUCGUCAGAUAUCGAAAAUGGAAAGAUUCUUUCAGACCAGACUGAAAAAUUAAAAGACCAAGUAAGAAAACUUAAAAACGACUGUGAUCGAAAAGACACGCAGCUGAAAGCUAUAAAAGUCAAGCUUGAAACUACCGAAAUGGAUUUAGAAGCAAUUCAAGCUGACCGACAAAAUGCUUCCACAGAUGCUUUUACAUCUCUUGAAAAAGAAAUCAAGAAAAAUGAAAAACUCCAGCAGCAGCUUAAAAAAGCUGAAUCUCAGCUUCAAGCUUUAUUUAAUAUUACCAGACGAAUUUUUAGAGAAUUAUCAGCUUCUGUAGAAGGGCUUAAGUCAAAACUUGGCAUGUCAGGACAAAUUGAUAGAGAAUAUUAUAGCGACUGCAUGGAUAUUUUGAAUCUUGAUGCAGAUGAGCUCAGUGAGUUUGUAACGCCUGGCUCAAAAUCAAUUGGAAGCACUUUAGAACAAAUUGAGAGAAUGAUAGAUAAUAAAGAGCUAGACCCUGGAGAAGUCAUUGAUUUGUUUAAUAAGCUUGUAGAAGAAAGAGUCGAACUGGAAAAAAGCUCUGGGGAUUGUGCUAAAAAAUAUGAGGAUUAUAUAAAGAGGAUGAAACAGGAAAUUGUGCAUCAAAGAAAGGCAUAUGAAGAAAGAAUUGCAGAUUUAGAGAGAAAUUUGAGAAGAUAA